CAAGAAAACCAUCCCAAGCUAGCAAAGCCUGCCAAGCUUCCCCACAGACCAGUAAGAGCAAUGGCGCCGUCUAAGCUCGCCCUCUUCCUCGCCCUGAACCUGAUCCUCCUCGCCGCCGUACAGGGUUGCGGGCCCAACUGCCCGCCUGUCGUUCCUACCCCGCCGAUCCGCCCACCGCCUGUCGUGCCAUCGACUGGCGGGGGCAGCUGCCCGAUCAACACGCUGAAGCUGGGCGUGUGCGCCAACGUGCUGAACCUGCUGAAGCUCAGGAUCGGUGUGCCGGCGAACGAGCAGUGUUGCCCGCUCCUGGGCGGGCUCGCCGACCUCGACGCCGCUGUGUGCCUCUGCACCGCCAUCAGGGCCAACAUCCUCGGCAUCAAGCUCGACGUCCCCAUCGACCUGACCCUCCUCCUCAACCAGUGCGGCAAGAAGUGCCCCGCCAACUUCAUCUGCCCCAUCUGAUCCAUCCAUCCAUGGCUGAAUGUUAUUACAUGCAUAAUCGUUCAACUCGUAACCAGUUUGCUUGUCAUACGCGCGCACCAUACGUAUGAUUUUUCUGUUACAGUUCGUAUGUCAGGCGUUUGCGUGGGCUCCCUCGCUCGUGCAUGCAUGCUUGAUAGGCUUGUGAUUGAUCAAUGUCAUUGUAUCCUGUUAUGGUAGUAAAUGCAUGAUUUGAAUAUUUGUAAAAGGAUAUACAUCCUUGUACACGUACCUGGAAUGAAAAGUUUGUUUAAGACUUCAA
Molecule: messenger RNA, 742 nt
Organism: Triticum urartu
Lineage: Eukaryota; Viridiplantae; Streptophyta; Magnoliopsida; Poales; Poaceae
Product: cortical cell-delineating protein
Source: RefSeq, a predicted model, not a curated record